This is a messenger RNA of Morone saxatilis (striped sea-bass), 1354 nucleotides long. RefSeq names its product sulfatase modifying factor 2 (gene sumf2). NCBI's taxonomy places the organism in Eukaryota, Metazoa, Chordata, Actinopteri, Moronidae. The record is from RefSeq and is a predicted model, not a curated record. Gene Ontology annotation, cellular component: endoplasmic reticulum. The transcript is spliced from 9 exons. The coding region runs from base 124 to 1074 and encodes 316 amino acids.
UCCGUUGCGACGGUGAAAUUGUUCCGAAGAGACGAGAAAAAUGUGAAGUGAACAUUAGAUUGAAGUUUGAUUAAAUUCUGUCGAUAGUUAAAUCUUAAACUUUACAUUCGCAUAUAUACUUAUAUGCAAAAUACAAACAAUGUUAAAUUGACAGUUAAAACCAGCUCGUCCACCAUGGCCCUUCAGACAGUAUCCUGGGUAACUGCGGUGUUUUUACUGACAGUGGCGGCAGCAGAGGAGAUGCUGAAAAUCCCAGGAGGAAAGAUGUUAAUGGGAACCAGUGCAGCUGAUGGGAGAGAUGGAGAGUCCCCCACUAAGGAGGUCGAGCUGCAGCCUUUUAGAUUAGACACACACCCCGUCACUAACGCUGAUUUCAGAGACUUUGUGAGGACUCAGAAGUACAAAACGGAAGCCGAGACGUUUGGUUGGAGUUUUGUGUUUCAAGACUUCGUGUCAGAAGAGCUGAAGAGCAAAGUCACACAGAGAAUUGAGUCUGCUCCUUGGUGGUUGCCUAUAGAACGGGUGUUUUGGAGACAGCCUGCAGGACCUGGUUCAGGCAUUCGUGAGCGUCUGGGUUUCCCAGUGGUUCAGGUGAGCUGGAACGAUGCUCGGGCCUACUGCCAGUGGAAGGGCAAGAGACUGCCUACUGAGGAGGAGUGGGAGUGGGCUGCACGUGGGGGGCUGCAAGGUCGAGCUUAUCCGUGGGGAAACAAGUUCCAGGCCAACAGAACCAACCUGUGGCAGGGGUCGUUUCCAGAUAAAGACACUGCAGAGGAUGGAUACCACGGCAUCUCUCCUGUCACAGCAUUUCCUCCCCAGAACAGUUAUGGACUCUAUGACAUGAUGGGAAACACAUGGGAAUGGACUUCCACACCUUUUCCAGGAGCCCGACCAAUGUACGUGCUGCGUGGAGCCUCCUGGAUCGACACAGUGGACGGUUCAGCCAAUCAUAAAGCACGAAUCACAACCAGAAUGGGAAACACUCCUGACUCUGCCUCUGAUAACCUGGGAUUCAGGUGUGCUGCCAGUGAUGGACAGAAACAAGGGAAGAAAAAAGAAAAAACUGAACUGUAGCAACAAACCGGAAGUCAAAAAUAUGAAGAGAACAACAAUAAUCUUCAUUUGAACCAACAUAGUUCAGGUGCUACUCAUGGAUCUGAUGACUUUCAGGUUGACACAGAACAAGAAAAAAGGAAGGAAGGGACCAAUUAAAUAUUAAUGACUAACAAUGAAUAUUAAUGAUUUUUCUCCUGUGGAGAACUUAGAAUUUUUUUUAUGAAUUUGAUAAAGAAUUAACACAAAUAUACUAAUACUGCUAACAUUCAAGAAAUAAAUCAUUUACAAAAAAACCCCA